UCAUAAUUUACAGACUCGAGAUUCAAGAUGGCGCAACCCACGGAGGCCAUGUGUUCCAUGAUGCUGGAGGUUUUAAGACAAAAAAGCAACACGUCAUCUCCUGAUACUUCCAUCAAUUUGCUCUCAUCAUUUAUUGAAGACUCAACGGAACUGCAGAUUUUUAGUCAAGAACGAAAUUGUGCAAGUUGGAUUGGCCACAUCAAUGGCUGUCUGAACUCAUCAAAAACAAGGUUGGAGGGCUUGAUCGUUUUGAGGGCGCUUGUCAAUCAGUGUCCAGCUGAAGUCUUCCAACAGUAUUGUGCAUCGUGGGUCAGACUGUUGACGCAAAUUCUACAGUCUUACGACCCUCCUCCUGUCAUUGCCCUGGCAUCCGUUGCUCUGAGAAACAUCCUCAAGGAAGCGGCACAGGUAUCGGAGCUGUCGAGGGAGAUUUCCAACACUUUCAUCACGCCCAUCAUCACGGCAGCACUGGAGCUGAAGACGGAGUGGCAGGAUUCGGCCAUUCAGAUUCUUGCUGCCUGCAUUCAGUCCUUCCCGGGGCCCUGCGGGACGUUUCGAACCCGAACCGAAAACUUUCUCAUCCAAGUCAUGGGCAGCAGCGGCAGUGUCGACAUUGCAGUGUCUGCCAGCCAAUGCCUGGCCCUCCUUCCCAGGGUUGGCGGCGGGGGGCAGGGAGGCACCAAACAUGCCGAGGCCUGGUCCUAUUACUGCCACAGAGUGCUGGCUACCAUCAAGGACCUAACGGAUAAGAUCUACCAUGACUCACAGCCAGAGAAACAGUCCGACUCUUCACACCCACCUUUCACGAUGCCCGAUGCGCCGCUCAAGGAGCCAACGAGGAUGUACACCUUGGUCAGACAAUUCAAAGUGAUGAGUGCUUGUCUGCAGCACAUGCUAAGGGCUGAAUUUCCCGAAAUGGUGAAAAUUCCAGUGAAGAGCAUUCUGUCAUUGUGUGUGAGGAUUCUUGUCCCAAGCAUGCUGUUCAAAGGACUGAAGUCAGCAUUGCAGACUGGAAACUUUUCCUCAGUGCACAGCGAAGCUUUCAACAUUUUAGCUGCACUUUUAAUCAGUUGCCGUGGCAACCUGAGUCUUCAUAAGGACAUCAUCAACGAGCUCUUUGUGAAGUCGCAUGCCUUCAGGCCAAGCGUCCAAUCAGAUGAUGCCAAGUACAGGGUACUCAGUGGACUGAAGCUGUCUGUCUACGGCGCUCUCGAAAUCUGGUUGGAGACGAGCGGGUCUUGUUCCGGAAUAGAGACGGGCGCUGACAAAUUACUGGAGGCAAUAUUGAACGAUGCACGCCCCCAGGCUCAAAUGACCAAGUUGAGGGUAACCACUGAAAAACCUACAUCAAUGAAUGCCAAGAAGUCUGGAAAGAGCAAACAGAAGGGAGAGACGGCUGGAGGAGAGACUACCACCACAAGCCUAGCCAGCCAGCAGAAAACAUCACCCCCAUCAAGCAGUCGGGUCUGCCUAGCCGCUCUGAAAGUCCUGAGGUGCCUUCUGACGAGCAUCGGAACAAGAGUCAAGCCCAAUUUUCACAAGGAUGUCCACGAGUUUGUCAUCCCACUCUUGCUCCACCUCCAGCAGCUUCCCCCAAUCCUGAUCCCGGCACCUUACUCCAACGCCGACUGCCGUAGGGCUUUGUAUCAUGUGCUACUGUCGUCAGUGACCGCACCUCACCCAAGAUGGCCAGCCCCCUUGCAGUGCACAGCUGGUUUGUUCAGUCGUGGGAGGCAAGAUGCCAGUAUCAAUGUAUCCAGCUUUUGUGCUGAAGCUUCAAUCAUUUGCCAAAGUAUCAUCCAUCCCAGGGUUCCAUGCCUCCAGCAACCAUUCCGCAUUGCCCAACUUGACCCUAAGAGGGUGCCAUCACAGGUGCUGUCCAAACCACAGGCAAGCUCUGAGGUGGACCGGAUGGAGAUCUCUGACCCAAAUUUUGGACCGGCCUCGAUGGACCAAAAUACAGGGGGAAUUGUGUGGCGUAGCAGAGACACGACAGCUGGAUCUGUAGAGAUCACCCAGCCUGCGGUUUUGGCAGCAACAACGGAAGUUGAGCCGAGCAACAAAGAGAAGAGCGAGGAUUCAUCUGAUGAGGAUAGCGAUGAUCAAGGAAUCGAAGAGGAUGAUUCCAGAAUGGAGGAUAAUUGUCAGAAAAAUGGUGAUGAUCAGGAACAACAGGAGGUCAUCCCAGAGAGUCAGGAACAAUCAACUGUAUCUCAAGAGGCGUUGGACACUGAAGAUGCACAGGAGAAUGCAUCCCCAGCCCUUCCAGUUGAGACCAACAGUGUCUCUGAUGUCAUCCUCACCAGCAUGGGUAGUACGGACGUAGCUGAUCCAUCAAAGGCAUCUGAAGAUAGGACGACCUCCCCAUCAAGAAGGUCCAAAAGGCAACGGACUCGAGCGCAAAAGGAAGACAGGAGCGAAACGGAGGAUGAAGUCUUCAGAUCUGGGAGUGCCGUCCUCGGAAGUGUGAAGAGGCGGAAAGGCGAAGACAAAGAUGAGGAGAGGUCAGACGACGGCAGUAAAGACAAGGAUAAUUCAGGUGGAAGUGAGAGCAAAGGCAAAGUAGAUGUUAUGCUGGCAAGUUUUGUGGACUCGCUGCCUGAUCAAGAUUAGAAUUUUAAGAUACAUUUUUGCUCCUGCGUGAGGGUGUAGGGUUGCUAUUGGAAGCACUUCCCAGGUAUCCAUCGGUCCUGGAGUGUGGUUGAAGUACUGAUUGGUGUGCGGGCACCAGUGAUAAUCACCUAGGGCAAGUUUGGGCGCAAAGUAUAGUUUAGUAGUCGAGUGCCUUAACAAUGCACAUGCGCAGUUUGGACACACUCAAACAACCCUAGUUGGUCAAUUUUUUUUUUUAAUUUCUAAUUUCUCGCAUUUCACAGUUGGCUGCAAUUCUUGCAGCGUACAUGGUCAAAGAAUUCUUGUACAGUUUUUUGCUUGUGAAUGGUUCCCUCUUUAAUUAUAAAUGAAAUCCGUUCUUGGGUAACCAGUUGUGCGAUCAUACCCCCGAGCCUGGUCCCAGAUGGUCGACUAGAUAGUCCAAACCAUCCAUCGUUCAGGCGGUGUCAUUCAGACAAUAACAAUAUUCAUCGCUUGAACUUGCCUCCAGUUGGUUAAGGUUGUACCUGCAGCGCCCUCAGCCAACUGAGCACAGGGCAUAUUGAAAAAAGUUUACCCAGAGGUUUAUAUGGGAGGGGGGGUGAUGUUGGUGUCUUCUCUGAGUACAGAGCGAUAGCCUCAGGUUUAUCCAUCAAAUACAAUAAAACAAACAAAACAUUUGGUGUCUUUAAAAUCUUGCUAUUUUUAUUCUUCCUUGUAGAUGACAACAAACCAGUAACGUCGGGGUUAAGAUAAUUAAACGCUUCCAGCCACACAGUGUUGAACUCAAAUUGAUUUGACUUCUCAAGUCAAAUAUUUGAAAACGAUAAAUAAAUGGAUAAUUUAUGCUUUCUGAUAAAAAAGAAAUGACCCUGGUUUGGGCAGUGAGCAAAACAAAUGUAGUUUUUAACUCAAGAAAGAAAAAAUUAAACUUAUUCUCUCAAGGAAUAUAUACUGUGCUCAUUCUACUGGAGGCCAGGAACAAAGCUGUUGGCCAAGACUUGUUUUAAAAUCAAUAAGAACCAAUUUCAUCUCGUGUUUUCCUGCUGCAAUUCAACAAUUCUUUCUACCUGCAGCCCAGAUACAAAGUACAAACUCCAGAAAUCCAGUCCCGUCAUCUACCUGCAUAAAUCAGUCAUA
Molecule: messenger RNA, 3732 nt
Organism: Acanthaster planci (crown-of-thorns starfish)
Lineage: Eukaryota; Metazoa; Echinodermata; Asteroidea; Valvatida; Acanthasteridae
Gene: pelp1
Product: proline, glutamate and leucine rich protein 1
Biological process (GO): rRNA processing
Cellular component (GO): nucleus
Source: RefSeq, a predicted model, not a curated record